This is a messenger RNA of Sarcophilus harrisii (Tasmanian devil), 1912 nucleotides long. It is a transcript of the gene RSAD2, whose product is annotated as radical S-adenosyl methionine domain containing 2. Gene Ontology annotation, molecular function: catalytic activity; 4 iron, 4 sulfur cluster binding. NCBI's taxonomy places the organism in Eukaryota, Metazoa, Chordata, Mammalia, Dasyuromorphia, Dasyuridae. Gene Ontology annotation, cellular component: lipid droplet; endoplasmic reticulum; endoplasmic reticulum membrane. The transcript is spliced from 6 exons. The record is from RefSeq and is a predicted model, not a curated record. The coding region runs from base 76 to 1164 and encodes 362 amino acids. Gene Ontology annotation, biological process: defense response to virus; positive regulation of immune response.
AGCCUUGUUAUUUAACAGCAGGAUUUGAAGUGAGUUUCAGUGGUGUGCUGUGCACAGCAGCAAGAGUUGGCAGAGAUGUGGCUGCUCACGCUCACAGCCUUUGCUGAGAAGCUACUUUAUGUUUUCAGCCUCCAGCUGACUUCUCUGUGGAAGAUCCUGAUACAUUUAUACUCCUCAUUUGGAACACUGCUAUGGUCUGCAGGUGGCAAGAGGAGUCAGCACGGGAAGAAGAGAGGAGAAAUAAGAGAAGGGACUGCAAGAGAAGAAGAUGUAUCAGGGCACUCUGUUAACCCUGUCAGUGUCAACUAUCAUUUCACACGCCAGUGUAAUUACAAAUGUGGUUUCUGUUUUCACACUGCUAAAACAUCAUUUGUACUUCCCCUGGAAAAAGCCAAAAGAGGUCUCCUUAUGCUUAAAGAAGCAGGUAUGGAGAAGAUUAACUUUUCAGGAGGAGAGCCAUUUUUACAUGAUAGGGGAGAAUUCCUAGGCAAGUUGGUGAAAUUCUGCAAAAAAGAUCUAAAACUCCCCAGUGUCAGCAUUGUGAGUAAUGGAAGCCUGAUCAGAGAGAGAUGGUUCAAGGAUUAUGGUGAAUACCUAGACAUUCUUGCUAUUUCAUGUGAUAGUUUUGAUGAGCAAAUCAAUGCACUGAUAGGCCGUGGACAAGGGAAGAAGAAUCAUGUGGAGAAUUUGUGGAAGCUGAGGAGGUGGUGUGCAGAUUAUAAGGUUGCUUUUAAGAUCAAUUCUGUUAUUAACAGAUUUAAUAUGGAAGAAGAUAUGAAUGAGCAAAUUCAAUCUUUAAACCCUGUUCGCUGGAAAGUGUUCCAGUGCCUUCUUAUUGAGGGUGAGAAUGCUGGGCAAGAAGCCCUGAGGGAAGCAGAGAAAUUUGUUAUUAGUGAUGAGGACUUUGAAAAAUUUCUAGACCGGCACAAAGGCAUCUCCUGUUUGGUACCUGAAUCUAAUAAAAAGAUGAAAGAUUCAUACCUUAUUCUGGAUGAAUAUAUGCGCUUUCUGGAUUGUACAAGGGGCCGAAAAGAUCCUUCUAAAUCAAUUCUGGAUGUGGGGGUAGAAGAGGCCAUAAAAUUCAGUGGCUUUGACGAAAAAAUGUUUUUCAAACGAGGAGGAAAGUAUGUAUGGAGUAAAGCAGACCUUAAAUUGGACUGGUAAAGAUAAUGAAAACAUUGGUGUGUGUGAAAAGGAGAUCCUUAAGAUAAAUGAGGCACCGUCUUUUUUAACAGUGUAAUCCUUUUUCUGAACUACUUCUGAAGGACGUUGUUUUUUUAAUCAUACAGAUACUUCAUAGGAAUUUAGACUUUACAGGUCAUCUAUUCCAACACCUUUAUUUUACAGAGGAGGAAGCCAGCAACCUCAGACACAUGUUAAAGAGACAAAUGAGAAAGCUGAAUAGGACUUGAAUGCCUCUUGCAGUGCCCAAUGUGAUCACUAGGGGGCAUAUGGCUAUUAUGGAAUACCCUCCACAGUAGAAAAUCAUGUUGAAUUUUCCAGCCUUUUGCUUGGAGACAGCAAUGACACUGUGAGAAAAAUUGGUAAAUGAUUUUCUAAUGAUAGUAUAACCACUGUAAUGAAAAUAAUGCCUUGUUAUUUGGAUGAAUUGAUCUUUCCAACAAAUGGGAAAGAAAAUGUACCCCUGUGUGUAUGUUUUACAUUUUUUUCCUAGUUAAUUUUUGUCUAGGGUACUGUAUUUUUAAUCACAAAAAUUUUGGUUUGAAUCCUGGCCAAAUGAUUCUUUUCAGAUCUAAGUGUAUAGUACUAUGAUCUCUUGAAGUACCUCGUUAACCCCUCACUUUUUUACUAUCAUAUUAUGGCUUAGUAUUUUAAAGUAUGCAUUUAAUAAAUAUUUAUUAAUUAUAUACCAUAGGCUAGGCACUGUGCUAACCAUUAGGAUACAAAAAGA